UUGGAUGAUCAUAAAUGAUAAACACCAUACAAAGUUAUUAUUACUUAAUACUGUGAAACAGUGUAAACAAUACGAAAUUGUGUUAUCAGUGAGAAGUGAUUUUUUGUUUAAAAAUAUUUUAAAGUUUUGUUUUUCAUAGUCAUAGCUAAACAGAAAAAUGAAUCAAUUUGUGAUUGCAAUUUUCGUUCUUUUUGGAACAAUUCUAACGGCUAAUGGACAAGAAGCAGUUAAGGCAACAGUUAAAUUAAUUGGUUCCAUAGAAGGUAAUAUUACUUUCACACAAGCAGCCUAUGGACUUCCAGUACAAGUGGAAGGUGUGAUUCUUGGAUUAGCGCCUAAUUCUCAACAUGGCUUCCAUGUACAUCAAUCUGGUGAUAUUACUGGAGGAUGUGGCUCAACAGGAGGGCAUUUUAAUCCAGAAAAUCAAAAUCAUGGUGCACCAAAUGCCGCUGUACGUCAUGUUGGUGAUUUAGGCAAUGUACAAGCUAAUGCCAAUGGUGUAGCUCAAUUUUCAUUCGCAGAUCAUUUAAUCUCACUCUGUGCUGGACCACACAGUAUUAUUGGGCGCGCCAUAGUCGUUCAUGCUGGUGUCGAUGAUCUUGGUCUAGGUGGAAAUGCCGAUUCAUUGAAAACUGGAAAUGCUGGUGGACGUCUUGCAUGUGGUGUUAUUGGACUUGCGUCAGCUAAAACAUGCGCAGGUGAUGGAAGUGGUGUAAGCGGAUUGAAACCAACCGUUUUCACUAUGGUUACAGUUAUAUUCGCUAUGAUUUUGAAAUCAUUAUAAAAUAAGAUCUUUUUUUUUUAAUUCUAUUUUACAAAAA
Molecule: messenger RNA, 821 nt
Organism: Chrysoperla carnea
Lineage: Eukaryota; Metazoa; Arthropoda; Insecta; Neuroptera; Chrysopidae
Product: superoxide dismutase [Cu-Zn]-like
Exons: 5
Coding region: 158-784 (208 amino acids)
Biological process (GO): removal of superoxide radicals
Molecular function (GO): copper ion binding; superoxide dismutase activity
Source: RefSeq, a predicted model, not a curated record